AUUGAAUAAACAAGUAUUUUUUAACGUGAAGUAUUGAUACUUUUACGUGAGUGGAGGAUCUAAAUACGUCUCCACCGCUGCCUCUUGGUUUCAGGUCUUCUCACGCAUUGUUUAUGGUUUUCACGGCUUCGUGAUCUGCAGACACAUCAGACUGUUGCCUCUCAAACAACAGGAAAUUGAAAUAGGGCACCGUCUUCUCGCGUGGUUUACUACCCCACCAAAAUAACAAGCGUUGGACUUCCCUCUCUCCUUUAGUGUAGAUACAUAAGCACAGACAUUUCUAUGAUGUCCUCAGCUAGUAGUGUGUGUAGAGGCUGCGUGUGUUAGACCUCACAACUCAAUUGUGUCUGAAACCAUUCCGUGUCUACCCAUCCUCUGUGAUGCUAUGGCCUCUUGAAGCUGCACCUGUCACACUUCAGUUUCUAAAUGUGUCGUCUCUGGAGGUCUUUCACUUCCACUCUUAAGCCAUCCACCCCCAGCUCACUUCAUCACUCCAUAUCAGCACACUUAGGAUACCACUCAUUAACUUCUCUCAGGUUCAUGCAGCUGAAAACAUCACCUCCUCCCUGUUGUAUUUGUUUGUUUAUUCCUUUCUUUAUUUCUUUCUCAGCGGGAUUAUGCACAAAAAAAACGAGGGAACGGAUUUGCAUGAAACCAGAUCAGGCCGAGACAGAAACCAUUGGUUUUAGUCACGCGUCCAGAAAAAAGGUUCAGAUCCAGGAAAAUGUUUCCAUUGUCACCUUUCACCAUUUGUGAAUCUUGAUGCCUGAAUCGGGGGAAAUCUAGGGAACUGAUGUGUAUGAGUGUGUGGUGUGGAGUUAGCAGAGGUCUGAGCUCCUGUUGCUGUUUUAGUUCCAGCUGAGUGACACUGCAUCAUGAGGUUUGUCAUCCAUGAACCUUUGGGGCUUUUAUCAGACUGGAUGUGUUAAAUAUGACCAAUCAGAGUCUGAUUAUUCACAAUAUGAAGAACCAGUGUUGAUCAUUUUCUUUUUGACCAUCAGAAGUGACAGGUUCACUGUCAGUUCAGCUUUGACCCACAGUGAACUUCAGUUUCUCACACAUGAGCCUGAAAAACACACAUGUAACAAACCCGAUGCUCUGGGUGUGUAAACCUGAGCCACACAAGGGUUUGCCUCUUCAGUUCUCUGUGUGAACAUGUGACUUCCUCUCAGCUUGUGCAGCUUGGCUGCAGCUUCCUCUGAGUGUUUUCAAUCUCUUGGCACAGCGACACAAACUCGGAGCGAUUGACACCGGUGCAGAUUUCCCUCCCGACCGUUUGUCCUGACAGACCUGACGAGCACGGAGCAAGAUGUUGAGGCGAAAGCCUUCAAAUGCAUCCGAGAAGGAGCAGGUGCAGCCGAAGAAGAAGCUCACCCUGCAGAGGUCCAGCAGCUUCAAGGACUUCAUGAAGCACAAGCCCACCUCUCCUGUUGUGUCGGAGAAGGAGUUCACACUGGAGGAGAAUGUCACAGAGGAUUUUCCACCAGAGGAAGCCGUGAAAAGUGGCAGCAAACUGGGGAAGAAAUGGCGAAACGUCAUCUCACGCACGAUGACCCGCAAGACGUCCAAGAUGGUGCAGAAGGCUCUGGCUGAGGAGGGGGGGGAGUCCGGAGAGGAGACGUCUCCCAUCUCUGAUUGGCUUCCGGUUCUGAGCGCAGGACAGAGGACGUCUGUUUGCUCCUCGGGGUCAGAGGACACCCUGCCCAGUCCCGUCUCCCGCCAGCUCUCAGGCAGUAGUGACAGACAGAGCCUGGACAGUGGAUACUGUCAGAGGGACAGCAUGAGGCUGGAGGAGAGCGGCGUCUCUUACACCGGGCCGUUCUGUGGUCGAGCUGUGGUUCACACUGACUUCACCCCCAGCCCCUACGACAUGGAGUCACUGAAACUCCAGAAAGGAGACAUCAUCUACAUCAUCGAGAAGCCCCCUGUAGGGACUUGGACCGGGAAGCUCAACAACAAGAUGGGCUCCUUCAAGUUCAUCUACGUCAACCUCCUGCCUGACGAGAGCCCCCCGGUCAGGAGGAGACGCUGCGGCAGCAAAAGCCAACGAGUCAGGUCCAAACCCAAAACCCUGGAGGAGGUGCUGGACAGCAUGGGCCUGACGGAGCUGAGUUCUUUACUGUCCAUGCACGGGUUCCAGAGUCUGGAGGACUUUGCAGGACUGAAGGAGUCUCACCUGAACGAGCUGAACAUCACUGAUCCAGAGCAGCGCUCCAAGAUCCUGAGCGCCAGCGAGCUGCUCAGAGACUCUGAAGAUGAGUCGGAGGCAGAGGAGGAGGAGUACAGAUCUGCAGAGGAGGCCAAGGAGCCCAGGGACUCGGGCUGUUUUGAGAUCUUGGAGAACCUGGACAGUGGACGUGAGGAGGUGAAAAGAGAGGAGGAGCUGCAGAAUGGACUUGAGGAUGUGAAGAGUGUGGAGGAGCUGCAGAUUGAAGCAUCGGAGGAGCAGAUGGAUGAAGGAGCAGAGAAACACGAGCAGGAGGAAGUGGAAGAGGAGACACAGACAGAGCAGAUGGAGGAGGUUCAGCUGGAGGGGGUUCAGGAGCAUCCAGAGGAAGUUCAGGAGCAGCUUGAGAAGGUUCAGGAGCAGCUGGAGGAGGUUCAGCUUGAGGAGGUUCAGGAGCAUGCUGCGGAGGUUCAGGAGCAGCUUGAGGAGGUUCAGGAGCAGCUGGAGGAGGUUGAGGAGCAGCUUGAGGAGGUUCAGGAGCAGCUGGAGCAGGUUGAGGAGCAGCUGGAGGAGGUUCAGGAGCAGCUGGAGGAGGUUCAGCUUGAGGAAGUUCAGGAGAAUGCAGAGGAGGUUCAGGAGCAGCUGGAGGAGCUGACCCUGGAUGAAGGAUGUUGAGACGAAAUGGAAAAAUACUCCGACUGGUUUUAUUCCUGCUUCUCUGAGACUCUGAUGGAGAUUUAACAACGUGACUGUAGCAGAGUUGGACUGACGAGAGCAACAUGAUGAUGAAGAUUAAAAUACUCUGUUCUCCUCAGUUUGAUGUUUAGUAAACUGUAAUUUGUCUUUUUGUUAUCACUCUUUUAUAUUGUGUGAGGUUUAUAAUGGUACAAAUCCCUCGUUUCUCUUCUCUUCACUAUUUCCUUGUCUCAUGUUUUCAUAAGGUGACUGUAAAUGUGAUGAAUGUUAAAUAUUUUCUGUUUAAUGUGAAAGUUCAGUUUUAAGUUUUGUCAGAGACUUUGCAGUGAUUUUCUCUGACGUUUCUAAAGAUGCUGUAAAUAGAAUGUGAAUAAAACAGUGACGUGA
Platichthys flesus (European flounder) is the source of this 3250-nucleotide messenger RNA. It is a transcript of the gene sash3, whose product is annotated as SAM and SH3 domain containing 3. NCBI's taxonomy places the organism in Eukaryota, Metazoa, Chordata, Actinopteri, Pleuronectiformes, Pleuronectidae. The coding region runs from base 1310 to 2842 and encodes 510 amino acids. The record is from RefSeq and is a predicted model, not a curated record. Gene Ontology annotation, molecular function: protein binding. The transcript is spliced from 8 exons.